ACCUAAGAAUACCCCACCUCAAUUUUUCUAGAAGUUAAAUCCACAAGGCUAACCAAUGAAUUGAGUUAUUUUCCCUUGUCACCAGUUUCCAUCACUUCCAUGAAUACUCCUAGUUGUGGAUUUCAAAGAGAAGGCAGCAGUCAACAGUUGGGAUAAGGAGUUUCGACCGUUGCGCUAUUAUUUAAUAAUCAACUAAUUCCCCACUAGUCGUUUGCUGUUUUCUGAGGAAUCCAACAAUUACGAUCAAUCUAGUCUGACGGGAUAUUAAUUGACCUGCUUAUCUCUAAGAGGGGCAUAUCAAUCUCAUCGAUAUUACUAAUUUCACGAAGCUCUCCAAAAGCAAAACUACUUCUAUUUCUUCCUUAAUAACCAAGAUGGAUUUUGAUUGGUCUACACCUUUCCCGGAAGGGGUCAUAUCCUUCCUUGAUACUGACUUGUAUAAGCUAACUAUGCAAUGUGCCGUCUUCAAAUAUUACCCUGAUGUACCUGUCACCUAUGCCUUCACCAACCGCACUCCCGAGAAGAAACUCUCACGCAAGGCUUUCUCGUGGCUUUGCGAGCAGAUUAGCAAGCUCGGUAACAUAUCACUGUCCGACGAUGAACUCCGAUACUUGCAAACGCAUUGCAAAUAUCUCACCCCUCCUUACCUAGCCUUCUUGAAAGAAUUCCGUCUGAAACCCCGUGAGCAACUCAAUCCGACUUUCGUUCCCGUAGGAGCAGAUACCGGAGCCGAUGACGAACUAGGUGAUGUUCACAUCGAAAUUCGCGGGAAAUGGGUGGACACUAUUCUCUAUGAGAUCCCUCUUCUAGCUCUGACGUCCGAGGCAUACUUCAAGUUUAUGGACAAGGACUGGAACUAUGAUGGACAAGAACAAAAAGCAUAUGAGAAAGGUAUACGCCUUCUUGAGGCAGGUUGCAUAUUCUCCGAGUUCGGAACCCGGAGACGACGCGACUAUCAUACCCAAGCGUUGGUCUUCAGGGGUUUAGUGAAAUCUAGUAAGGAGGGGGAGAAGCGCGGAUUGCCGGGUACUCUUUCAGGCACUAGUAACGUCCACCUAGCCAUGCGAUUCAACCUACCGCCAAUCGGAACCGUCGCGCACGAAUGGUUUAUGGGUAUCGCAGCCAUCACAAAUGACUAUACAGAGGCGACAGAGGAGGCUCUACGUCGAUGGGUUGGCUGCUUCGGCGAGGGUGUAUUAGGAAUAGCAUUGACCGAUACGUUUGGAACUCCGGAGUUUUUGAAGGCGUUUAGCAAACCCAUCAGAUAUCUCCCCGAUACUCCGAACAUACCACUCCUCGAUGAGGGUACUCGCCCUACAACUUCGUCCAGGACAUAUGCCGACGUCUAUGCCGGUGUACGUCAGGAUUCAGGUGACCCUGCGAACUUUGUUAAAUUGAUGCGCGAGUUCUACGACAAGCAAGGCAUCAAGGAUAAAAGGAAUAUUGUAUUCUCUGACUCGCUAGAUAUCGAUAGAUGUAUCGAGUAUAAGCGCGUAUCUGAGGAGCAAGGUUUUCAACCAACCUUUGGUGUUGGCACAUUCCUGACUAACGACUUCACUCAGCUGAGCACAGGCAAAAAGUCAGUACCACUCAAUAUUGUCAUAAAGUUGAGUUCUGCUGCCGGAAAUCCGGCCAUUAAAAUCAGUGAUAAUAUUGGGAAGAAUACAGGCGACUCAGCCAAGGUCGCAGAAGUCAAGAAGCUUUUGGGCUAUGUAGAGAAAGAAUGGGCGGGCGGAGACGAGACGUCGAGAUGGGGCAAGGCCGAUGACGUUACUAAACCUUGAAGGUAUUGUCAAUAUGGAUACGGAAAAUGUGCCGGCGCGCUUCCAGCUGCGAGUCAGUUAGGAGACGGCUGGUAACUGGGCCAUUUAGAUGGGAUACAUCGCCACCACCGUAGUGGUUCCUGAAUCGCGCUACGAUACCCAACUGAUCUCGAUUUUUAUUCUGGGCCCUCGAGAUUUGCAUCGGACCCUUAUGGACAUAGCUAGUCAAUUCG
Messenger RNA from Hypoxylon trugodes, 1996 nucleotides. RefSeq names its product nicotinate phosphoribosyltransferase. Lineage: Eukaryota; Fungi; Ascomycota; Sordariomycetes; Xylariales; Hypoxylaceae. The record is from RefSeq and is a predicted model, not a curated record. Gene Ontology annotation, molecular function: nicotinate phosphoribosyltransferase activity. The transcript is spliced from 4 exons. Gene Ontology annotation, biological process: NAD+ biosynthetic process. The coding region runs from base 375 to 1784 and encodes 469 amino acids.